Messenger RNA from Lolium rigidum, 1216 nucleotides. RefSeq lists its product as uncharacterized. The coding region runs from base 14 to 1090 and encodes 358 amino acids. The record is from RefSeq and is a predicted model, not a curated record. Gene Ontology annotation, cellular component: Ino80 complex. Lineage: Eukaryota; Viridiplantae; Streptophyta; Magnoliopsida; Poales; Poaceae. The transcript has 2 exons.
CUCUCUUUCACCGAUGGGCAUUGUGAAGGCAGCAAGUGGUGCGGCGACAGCAGGCAGCUGCGGAGACGAGGGUCUUAUGAGAGAGGAGAGGUUGCUGCUUCAGAGCUUUCCUAGUCAAGGAUCUGAUGACUGCGAACAGGCCGAGGUCGAUUGCGAGCUUGCGAUGUCUGGAGGCCAGGUGUGCAAUGUACCUUAUGGGCUUUAUGAUCUGCCUGAACUGAAGGACAUACUUUCUUUGGAGGGGUGGAACUUGUGUCUAACAGAAGACGAUAGGUUUCGUCUAGCAGCCUACCUCCCUGACAUGGACCAAGAAGACUUGUUUACAACACUGACGGAGCUGUUCAGCGGCAGCGCUAUGUUCUUCGGUAGUCCACUUAGAGGUUUUUUCGACAGAUUGAGUGGUGGAUUUUAUUCUCCAGAAGUUUCCCAGGCAAGAGAAUUACUGGCGGACUUCCAAAGACGAAAGUAUUAUCAUUUUCUGAGACUGUAUCACAAUGGCAUGGUUUGGAAGUUCACAUGCAUGGACAGGCUGUUGAGAACUGGUAUGAGUACUAGCCUCGAGGAGAAGAUUCACAUCUGGCACAACUGGAUACACGAGAAGCCUCUCACGUUUGCGGAUCCAAACAGUUCUCCGAUGAAUGCAAGUCUACCAACUAUCACCAGUUCCUCACUAUUGAAGCGAGCUAAACUUAUGGAAGGGACAUCAACUACUAACUGUUCAGCCAAACACAAGGAGAUAGUCCACAGAGUGAAAUCAAUGGAAAUGGGGUCAUCAACAAGUCACGUUUUCCGCAGUCAAGAUGAGCCUGAUGAAAAAUGUGGUAAACUACCAAAAGGUGUGCUUAAAACAAAAAGUGAUUAUGAUGCCCUUGCUGAUGUCAACGAAGGAAUACAUCAUACACCAGGACUGAUCCCACUCACACAUCACGGUGUGCAGAACUUCUUUGGGCAGUUCAAGCUCAAGUCCCUGGCAACGGGAGGGUGCACUGGAAACGUACCCUCUCUUGGUCAAAGGUCCAUCUGGAGUCCAGCAUACUUUUUUAGAGGAGCUCAAAAGAGGCAACCAUUCUGCAAUGUUGAGAGGGUAUGAGUCAACAUAUAAACCGGGCUUAGCAUAUUCAAAUGAAGCAAAUGGCACAAGAGAAUCCACCCACGAGAAGAACCUUUUGAAUAGCUUUGGUCAACGGAGCGCCAUGAAUCCUGCUGAUCCCUACGC